Paramecium pentaurelia is the source of this 341-nucleotide messenger RNA. The record is from the annotation of a GenBank genome assembly. NCBI's taxonomy places the organism in Eukaryota, Ciliophora, Oligohymenophorea, Peniculida, Parameciidae.
UAAUGCCAUCCUAGAAUCUAUCCCUCAAAAGGUACAAGUAAAUUGCCGACUUGUCUUUUCUUUAUGUUCCUGAUCAAAUAUAAUAUUGCUUUUCUCAUUAAUAAGACAGUAGAGAUAUUUCUAGACUCGUUAUACUAGAGAAGAAAGACAGACUUCAAGAACCUCGUAAAGAUAAACAAGCCACAAUAUUGCAUAGAGUACUUCAUGAGACAGCUGAACAGAGACAAGGAAUCAGGCUCCAUGCUAAAGCCAAUUAGAAUAAAGAUAAGGAUACAAGAAAAUUCGAAUAGUCUUGAAGGAGAAUAUAGGUGUAAUUUUCUAAUUCUAUUUAAUAAUAGAUA